GAACGAUCGAGUUAUGAUCAAGGUCUCGUUUCCGGAGCUGCCCCGUUCGGGUCAUGGCGUCUACCAGGGCAACCUAAUGCUCCGACGUACAAACCACGCAGCGACACAGGACAGCCAAACACCUCAAGCCCCCAUUUGACUUCUGAGCCAACUGCGCAGGGGCCGCGUCCCCCCAGAUUCGAAGGUUACCCUAUAUUAUCCUCAUUGCAACGGCCACCCAGCCAGCCGAUCGGACCGCCUGCAGCAUUGCGAGCUGAUCAGCGUCCCUGGUCACCGGCUUUUGUACCAUCUCGACCAGCAACGACCCUUGGUGUCCCCGGAAUUUUAGGUGAAGGGAUCUACAAGGUGAGCAAGAUUGGCCCUGCUUCUUCAGGCCGCCCAAGAGUGAGACGGACUACAGCAGUCUUUGAACAUCAAGGCCCUCGGAUGUAUACAAUUUCCAAACCAUUUGACAAGUCAAUCAGCAAAAUUGAUGCGCUACAUGCCACUAGAGGUUGGCACCCAAGACAGAGACUCUCUUCAAGCUUGCAAGACGAUCCGAUAAGAUACGUAACCAGGCCCUCAACUCUGGGCGUCUCAAAAGGUCAAACACCGGGCAAGCUUGGAGAAGAUCAUCAAGCCAGUGAAACAUAUGGCAACAUGUCAAGCUCCUUGGAAGGUUUCUCAGUCGACAAGCAGCGUCCAGCAAGGAUUAGACGGCUGGUAACGAUCGACAACGCUUCAUACUCUAGGCAGCCUAGCGAAUUCGACGAGAAAAUCCAGCAGUCACCUCUCUUCAACGCCUUUGAGGAAACGAGAGGACAUGUGCCACCUAAGUCGGAGUCUUCGCAAAACAAUAUAGAUGACGCAAUCAUCUUCAGUUCAAGUCCAACAUUAUUUGAAUCGCCGACUGACCCUGAUAUGACCGAUGAUUGGCUGCUACAGGUGUCACAAGCUCAGCAUCAAGGCCUAGCUCAGGCGAGCAGUAUAUGGGACGACUUCGUAGAGAAAGCCAGUAAAGACAUGGCAUCAGCGGAGCCAUCGGAUGGUCUGGCGGAUAUAUUGUCAAAAUACGAGAACGAAUUUGCGGAGCGCUGGAAUGGUGUUGUGGUAGCCACGGCUCACCAAAUGAGGGAGCACAAGAAGUAUUGA
Messenger RNA from Thermothelomyces thermophilus ATCC 42464, 1131 nucleotides. RefSeq lists its product as uncharacterized. The annotation marks the transcript as partial. The record is from RefSeq and is a predicted model, not a curated record. Lineage: Eukaryota; Fungi; Ascomycota; Sordariomycetes; Sordariales; Chaetomiaceae. The transcript has a single exon.